AUGAAACGAAAAAGUCGUUCUUUAUCACAUAGGCGCCAUAGGAAUCGAUCUCUUACUCCUAGGCGAGAUUCUUCAACUCCAAGACGUUACAAAAGGCCAAGGAGCAGGAGUAGGAGCCCUUCUCUAUCUCCUGACAAAAGAUCUCCCGCCACAACUGUUGGGUCUGCAGAACCUAAAAGAGUAGAGGAAGAGAAGAAAAGGCGUCAAAGGGAAGCAGAGGAACUGAAGCUAAUAGAGGAAGAACUUUGA
This is a messenger RNA of Thlaspi arvense, 249 nucleotides long. NCBI's taxonomy places the organism in Eukaryota, Viridiplantae, Streptophyta, Magnoliopsida, Brassicales, Brassicaceae. The record is from the annotation of a GenBank genome assembly.